AUGCACAUCGCAAGAUUGGUCUGUUGUAUUUUAGCCGUGAUCGAACUGUUAUUACCUGUUCAAUCACAGACUCCAAGCGCCCACAGUCCUGGCCCCUCCGUCACUCGAGUGAUCUCGAUCGGACCGAAACAGAUGGACGUCUCUCAGACCGUUCAGUUCUUCCUGUACAGCCUGGACCGAAUCGCAGUCACGAUGAUCACGAAUGCGAACAACUCGGACAGUAGUGUGAUGCACGGGAUCCCCCUUGAGUCGAGGCAGAUUGAAAAUUCCCGAGGCUAUCAGGUGCAUUAUUUGAAUCUUUCAUACAAUUAUCCAUACGAAGCAGAAAAAGCUGAUCGGGAAUCCACAAUUCGAGUGACCUUUCAAAUCCGUACUUGCAAAAAGAACAGCUAUCACUGUGUCCCAACUGGUGUCACCCAGCUACAUCAUGAGGUCCAAGUGAAGAACCUCGAACAAAUUUAUUUCAUUGAGAUGGAAAAGAAUAUCUAUGCCGUUGGUGAAACUGUCCGCUUUAUGAUCGUAUGCAUCUCGUCGCAGUAUUGGCACCAAAUGACCGGAGAAAUUAUGCGCGAACGAAUCGGAUGGAAGCGCGGCGUACGGAGAGAUGAAAGUUCUAUUGUNNUGCUCAAUCAAGUAGACAGUCAGUCCAUUGUCGACAGAGAAGCGUGCUUGCGACGAAAUCAAGGAGAUGUGGCCCAUCCCUGUUCAGUUGCACAUACAACUCUCGAUUCACACGGAUGCGGUUGGUUCGAUUUCAACACGGAACAUUUGCAAGUGUCUCAUGAAUCAGACGAUCAUGUACAAGAUAUGGUACUGCUUUGUGUACAACUAUUCGACUCUAUCCGUGCCAAUGAUUAUGCUCAGUGUUUCCGAUACCCAUCAUCAGGUAAACAACAAGCAACCGUGGUGUACAAAUACGGGUUACCAAUCAAUGUCCCGGUAAAACUUGACCCAUGGUAUUGGCGUACACAGUUCAUCCUUGGUAGACUGAUAGAGCAACUGCCCACCUCAUGCUUGGCAAAGCAGGAGCGAAACAAACGGCCACAUUUACCACGACUCCAAAAAGUGUCGUUCGGGAGCAUGGACAAUGUGGGACAGAUGGCACUGCAAUUUUCGCCCAUAUUAAGACACGCGGAUAUGCGACUGGAGUUUGCAUCGGUAAAUUCAAAAGAAACAACCGCCGAGAAUCACGGAGGUUGUGUUCACUUGCGUGCAAUAACCACAGAGAGUGGUGAAAAUAUGGAAUUUUGGUCGGAAAAUGGUGAUGAAAUGCCACACGUGGAUUGUGCCGGUGAUGUAAGUUUCCGGCUGGUGGGAAAUGUACCGUUGAGUGAGAUCACCCUGUACGCGAUCGCACACGAUGGACGAAGCUGGGUUCCAGUGACGUUACCUGAUUACACAUUGGACGAAAAGGCAAGAGAUGAGUUGUGUAAAGAUAGUUUUGGACUGACUGGUAAUUAUCAAUGUGACCAAAAUAACCAGACUCGGAUACAGUGCCGCUCCGGCUGGCGAGGUCCUGGUUGUGUCGAACCAAUUUGUAGUACUGAUUGUGAUCAAUAUGGAGGUUUCUGUUCGGUCCCUGGUACUUGCAAAUGCAAGCUGUACUGGCAUGGAAAGGGCUGUUCUCGUUGUAGAGCAUUCAGUUUCAACCGCGGUUGCUACAGCGGAGACGAAUGUGACUGUCCGUGGUAUAAGAAAGGACCGAAUACCGCUCAAACAGAAGCGGCUCGCAACAGUACUCGCUUGAUAUAUUAUCGAACAGUUCGGAUGCAUUUCCCAACACCCGUACGCCGUGAUAUCCCGGUCAUCCUAUUCUAUUUGACACGAACAUUAAGCGAUGCGUUGGAAGCGAUCAGUGCUUCAGGCAUUCUUAAACAUACGCAAACCUGUGAAGACAUCGAUUUGAAACAGGAUGCAGUGUUCUUUGACGCGUCCACAAGUGAGUCCGAUGUCCAGUUGAAUGUGUUCCCACCACUCGUGCGCGUACCAGGGACGAGCACAAAAUGUUACGCACGUAUCUGGGAUGAACGCAUGCUGUUACAGACACACCUCGGUCAGCAAAACGCAAUCGUGAAACGUUUGAAUGAUCUGAUCUAUCCGAAGCCGCAUCUGAUCGAAUCAGGCAGUGAGGUUUCUACUCAUCACGCAACCGCGUGUGAUAUGAAUGUAGUCGGUCUCGGAAAGGGCACACGUCUUGAUGCGUCAAAAGAGGUGUGCUUGUUAGACAACUUUGCUUGUUCAUACCACACUCGUGACGAAACACAAAACAGUUUUUCACUGGACACGGACAACUGGAUGGUCAAAUCCAUUUUAUUGGGGCAGCGUCAAAUCGGAACUGUAGGGACGCGACAAGGGGUGCAAUACAAACUGAAUUUAGCCCCAGAAGUCACCAACUGGCGUGCGACUGCCUACUGCUAUGGUCCGGAUAUCGGAUUUUGGUCUGCGGUCUCUCAAGUCUACCACAAUUUGCCGACGAUGACCCUGAAAUUGACCAUACCAACUAAGGUGAACUUAUUCGAGCUUGUGAAUGUUGAAGCGGACGUGACCUUGCAUUCGGAAAUAACGAGAUUGUCUUGUUUGGAAUUGCUCGUCCGAUUCCAUCUGGACCACAAAGAUGUCUGGUUAUGGUUUGAUGUGAUGCACUUCUCUCGCUGCGUGUGUAUUACCGAACCGGUUACGCUUCAUUUCCGAACCGUUCUGCAACCUAUACUCCUCCAUACACGAUUUACAAAUAUUUUGGUCGUUGUACAAGUCCGUAAAAAUCCACUCCGGUGUUCGGAUGAUCCGUGGACAACAUUUCUCGUCAGCGUAGCGCCCAACAUGCUCUCCAAAAAGAUUCCCAUGGUGAAACGAACCGUAUCUCGAACCGUCCAUGUGAGCGCAAGUCAGACCGAGAUGAGACAUACGGGUUUUGUUGUUUGCAUGCAAGAAGAAUUCGGGAGCAAUCCAACUGAAACAAUUUCACCCAGGAUAUCUGAUCUACUGAACGAUAUUUCCGACAGUCAGCACCCGAUGUACAAAUAUUUGAGACUGAGUGGUGAUGUGACUGGUCUGUUGUGGAGCUAUUUCGAAGCUGCGAAAACAUUUCAGACAAUUCACGCCUACGAUCAUUUGGCUAUUGUGACCAUAAGAACCGGUGUGUUGAAUCAACUGCACGUCAAUUCGUUUGUCUCAAAUGAACAGCUGGAGCAAAUGAAGACGCGCACGUUUCGUAUCAUACUGCGAAACUUUCAAUCGUUACUUCACUAUCGUUGCCACCCAUCCGGUCAUUUUAGCGUAUUGCACGAUCAAUGCGAUUCAAUCGAUUACUCGUUCAAUGUGUUGGUCUACCAGACUUUGAUCGCUCUCGUGAGAAGUCCACACCCAUGGAUACGGAAUCAGAUCGGUAAGGAAAGCGAGAACAUGAUCACUGGUCUGUACAAUCUGUUUGCCAAGCGGCUAAAAGCAGAAACCGGUUGUUUUCACCCAAACUCGGAUGAGGAAGAAUCGUACACGGCAUUCACAGCGCGUGUCCUGACCGCCUCGAUUCUAUCCAAUCCGGAUGAUUCGCGAUUGGAAAAUCCGAUUCGCUGUUUGCAUCGUUUGUCGAUUGCGCAGCUCAAUCAGCUGGAUGCGGGGAGAAUGAAAUGGUACUCCACUGCAUCACUGGCACAAAUUGCAAUCGGUCUGUCCUGGAUCGAUUCGGACAGGACGCGUUUGAGUCGUAUUCUCAAUCUGAUUGAGCAACGUGAGAUCAGAGAAGGUGACGAGGGCUCGAAUCUGUUCAUGAUUCACUGGGCCGGAGAGGAACACGACCCUGGUUCCGAUGUGGAGACCACAACUCACGUGUAUUUUGCACUUCAUCAGCUUGGCUGGCCCCUGUACAAAUUUCUACCCAUCAUACGUUGGUUGAUCGUGCAAAAACAACUACCGAACGGUGGAUUCCUUACAUCACGUGAUUUGUACAAUGCUGGCAUAGUUUUGCUCGAUUACUCAAACUGUAUAGCAGACAGAAAUCCGACUCGACGUCAUGGUAAAUUACAUAGUUACGCUCCCUUGCAAAUCAAAGUUGAUGUUCCAUUCACCGAACCGAGAUUUCGAAGACCAGUCCGCCGCUCAUUGCGCAAUCGGUAA
This is a messenger RNA of Echinostoma caproni, 4113 nucleotides long. The record is from the annotation of a GenBank genome assembly. Lineage: Eukaryota; Metazoa; Platyhelminthes; Trematoda; Plagiorchiida; Echinostomatidae.